Molecule: messenger RNA, 2679 nt
Organism: Hydatigera taeniaeformis
Lineage: Eukaryota; Metazoa; Platyhelminthes; Cestoda; Cyclophyllidea; Taeniidae
Source: the annotation of a GenBank genome assembly
AUGUAUGGGAGUAUACAUGGGGAAGGUGAGGUAGAUAGUGCCUCAAAACGUCUUGUUUCUACUCUGGUUCCUGCUGUUGCCCAAGCUGUUAAAUUUUCUCAUGAAUUUCCUACUAAUUCUACUCCUGCUUAUACUUAUUACAAUGAUUUUGCCGAAUAUCGAGCUGUGAUGGAUGGAAAUUGCAGCAAAAUUUUGAUGACAAUUCAAGAUGUCAUAGAUGAAUUGAAUGGAGGGGCAAACAUCAUGGACGCACCGCAGCCUAAGUCAUUGGAAGAGAAAUUCAACACGAUUGUGUCUAUUAAUGAUGAGCUUGUCGAUCGCAUAAAUGAUUUUUCAUCACCUGGUUUUAACCCGAACAAGCGUAGAGGCGAUGUGGUUGGUCGAAGUGCCACUAAGCUCUUUGCUUCUAAGCACAUUGUUCGGCCGCAAAAUUUCUUUGCUAUUCGACCAGAUAACAGUCAUGCACCUUUUCUCCCUAUUUUAAGAACGAAACCGAAUGCGCUCGUCGAUUUGCAAGAUUGCACAUUUGAAGCUGACCCAGAAACUGGUGACUACAUCCACCCAUAUCUGUCAGAAUUGGAGGACUACGGGAAGGGGUUGGGGAACUACAAGUAUGAUGGCUCUGCAUCUAAUCCAAGGCCACUUCCUCUGGAUGAAACACCGUUGGAUGUUGUUGAUACCGUGGACUCCCUAAACAAAAUGCUGGAGGAACUGAGUACUGCAUCGGAAAUCGCUGUUGACUUAGAACAUCACAGUUACCGCACCUUUCUGGGAAUUACAUGCCUGAUACAGGUUUCCACGCGUGCCAAGGAUUAUAUCGUUGAUGCUCUUGCUCUGCACGACCACCUUGGUCAAUUGAACUAUUUGUUCACUAAUCCCAAAGUUGUGAAGGUGCUUCACGGUUCAAAUUUGGACUUAAUGUGGCUCCAGCGAGACUUUGGCGUCUACAUCGUCAACCUCUUCGAUACUGGUCAGGCAGCCCGGAUACUUCAUUUUCCUCGAUUUUCGCUUGCCUACCUCCUGCAGCGUUUUGUUGGAAUUUUCCCAAAUAAAGCAUUCCAAUUAGCGGAUUGGAGGAUAAGACCUCUUCCCAAAGCGUUAAUAGAUUAUGCCCGAUCAGAUACACACUACUUACUCUAUGUGGCUGAGCUACUUCGUGGCCUGUUAGCUGGUCAAGAUCUGUUGACUGAGGCUCUGGAACGCAGUCAGGAACUGUGCCUACGCAUUUACAAGAAACCAAAGCUCAACACAUUGGAAUAUCUAUCAAAAGCACAUACAGUCGUCAGAGGGUCUCUGGAUAAGCGCCAACUGUACGCUCUUAAGUAUCUGUGCAUUUUGCGCGACUCCAUUGCACGAAAAGAGGACGAGAGUCACGCUUUUGUCCUUCCCAAUCACAUGAUGCAUCAGAUAGCAGAAAAGCUCCCCAAAGAAGCAACUGGGAUGUACGCUUGCUGUAAUCCGGUGCCACCUCUGUUGCGCAAAUAUGUGUCAGACUUCCACCAGGUCGUUCUUAAUGCUAGAAACGGCAAGUACAUUGAGCAGGAAAUUGAUGGUGAUAUAGUCAUUUUGGAAUCGAUUACUCCAGCAAAUUCAACUCUUAAUGUGGUCCCUUCGUGUAUAACUGCGUCGCGCUCUGCACCCCAUGACAUUUUGCGUUCGGCUACUCAGCAAAUGCCGAUCUCCAACUUUUGUCCGAAUUCUCUGAAGAAGAACUCUCUGACAAAGCCGUCUUUGUUUGGACGCAAAUUCCCUCAAUCUCCGAGACCGAUAUUUGAGGCUUUCAUGGAUCCCAGUCGCUUUAUGCUUCAGAAGAUUUUGGAUGCGGUUAAAUCGGUUCAAGUAUCAGAGCCCAUGCCAGCGGAACAGGACAUAUCCUUUAUGUCAACAGCUCAUACUUCCACUAUAUCGGCAUCAGAAAUUAAUGAAGAUCCACUUUAUAAAGCUCUGCCGGUGGAGUAUCCCUCGAUUUCUGAUACUAAGGGGUUUUCGCCCAUAAAACCCACUACUGCGGAGGUGAUUGAAGUGGAGGAUUUGGGAUCAAAAUUCUGUCCAGUGAGUACCACUUUCGGUCGGUCAGCUCAGUCUCGUGCGUUGGCAAAUCUGAAAAAUAGACGUCAGCAAAGAAAUCACUCUCCUAGACGGAACGAGGACUUUGAUCAUAGUCGGCUUGCAGGUUCUCAGGAGAGUGGCAAUGUCAUCACCGAGAACGAUGUUGUCGUUCUUCGGGAUCAAAAGAAACUGACAAAGAGCACAAAAGCGGAGGUUCGGCAAGGCAAUCAUAGCGGUAUGACAGCCAACUUUGUCGAUAAUCCAUCGCAGCCGGGUGAGAUUUGUAUUUCGAUAGCUGGAGGCCAAUCAACGCAGUCGCCCUGUCCACCUCUGACCCGUUUGGAGAUUCCUAUUACCCCGGAGAUACAAGCCGCGAUCCAUCAAACUCCAAGCUUUUCAGGUCGCCGGAAGAGGCGUAGUAGAGGCGGUCGUGGAGGUGGCGUCACUGGAGCUUGUAGCAACAGCCUCCGCGGUUGUGUCUCCUUCUCCCAUUCCGGUUGCGCAAGUUUUACUCCUCCCCAGCCUCAGAAGUGGCGUUUAGAGUGGGGAGUGGGCACUCGCGGUUGCUUUCCUCCUUGUCCUCCAGCCCAGUUGACAGCUCAACGCAUUCACGCAGAGAAGAAUGAAUAA